This is a messenger RNA of Dermochelys coriacea (leatherback sea turtle), 2895 nucleotides long. It is a transcript of the gene TAF7L, whose product is annotated as TATA-box binding protein associated factor 7 like. The record is from RefSeq and is a predicted model, not a curated record. Gene Ontology annotation, molecular function: RNA polymerase II general transcription initiation factor activity. Gene Ontology annotation, cellular component: transcription factor TFIID complex. Lineage: Eukaryota; Metazoa; Chordata; Testudines; Dermochelyidae. The coding region runs from base 1115 to 2182 and encodes 355 amino acids. The transcript has 12 exons. Gene Ontology annotation, biological process: RNA polymerase II preinitiation complex assembly; transcription initiation at RNA polymerase II promoter.
UCACACAGCUGGAGUUGCAUAGCGUAGGUCGACUUAGCCUUAUAAAUUCACUGUGUUCCCUUUUACUCUUUGAAAGUAUCAAAAGGAGAACAGCAAGCUGUUGGGCCUGAAGUCGAAUCUGUAGAACAAACAACAUAUGCUCUGUGUAUAUAUGACUUCUAAGGCCCCCAAGGAAAAUCCUGAUGCAACCGUGGGCCUUGCUACACUACAGGGGGAGAUUGAUCUAAGUUACGCAACCUCAGCUAUGUGAAUAACAUAGCAGAAGCCGACAUACUUAGAUCUACCUACUGCGGGGUCCACACUAUGCAAUGUCAACUGGAGAUGUUCCACGUAGACGUCCCUUGUGCUUCUCCUUCGGAAGUGGAGUACAGUAGAUGGGAGAGCAAUCAGUGGUCAAUUUAGUGGGCCUUCACUAGACCCACUAAAUCGACCACCAAUGCAUUGAUUGUCACCUGUUGAAACACCCUGCUCCAUUUCCUCCUCUCCCUCCCAGUGUAGACAAGCCCUUAGCUAUGGAUUCACCAUUGGUGCUUCCUUAAGGAGAUAUUCCCAUUGUCCAGGACUCCUGAUAUUUAAACACAAAGUUUCUAAUGUGGAGUUCAGGGUUCCUGUGCUUUUAUGUUAGAUUCACAUGCACAGAAUGCUGCCUCCCUCAGGUGCCUCUUUCUGGGCUUCUGCUUGAGAGUUAUACACCUGGAACGUCCUCCUUUCAGAGAAGUUCUGAAUAUAAUGAAAACAUAUCUUUAGUGCAUGUGAUAAACUUAAUGGAGCAGAAUCAAAAGUGUCUUUCUUCCUACAAGUUCUCCAUUGUCUCUUAUUGAAACCUGAAGAUGAUGAUGUUGUCUUACUGUGUUAAUGGCAUCUUUUAGCAAGUAAAAGUGGGCAGGAUGCCCUUCAUGUUGAUGGAGCUCUUGGGGUUGAAUAUUGUUACAGGAGGCUUGUGCUGUAUGUGGCUGAGCACUAAGCACCACCAUUCUAGGAGCAAGACAGCAGGACAGGAAAUAGUACCCUGAGUUUCUCUCACCUAGCUGUGCAGAGCUAUUAGACCAGUAUACCAGAUACUUCAGUCAAUGCAUGAUUUCACCCCUGUGUUCUUCUGUUCACAUAACUAAAGAUGAGUAAGAACAAGGACGAUGCUCCCCAUGAGCUGGAAAGCCAGUUUAUUCUGCGGCUGCCUCCGGAAUAUGCCUCCACUGUGAGGAGGGCAGUACAAUCUGGAAGUGUCAACUUGAAGGAUAGACUUACUAUUGAAUUACACCCGGAUGGGCGUCAUGGAAUUGUCCGUGUAGAUCGCGUCCCAUUAGCUGCCAAGCUGGUGGACCUGCCCUGCAUCACGGAGAGCUUAAAAACCAUAGAUAAGAAAACAUUCUAUAAGACAGCGGAUAUUUGUCAGAUGCUCGUGUGUACUGUGGACGGUGAUCUCUACCCUCCUCUGGAAGAGCCAACUGUGAGUACUGACCCCAAGGCAAACAAGAAAAAGGACAAGGACAGAGAGAAGAAAUUCAUCUGGAACCAUGGCAUUACUCUUCCUCUGAAGAAUGUAAGGAAGAGGCGGUUCAGGAAAACAGCUAAGAAGAAGGCCCAGUACAUUGAGUCUCCAGACGUGGAAAAGGAGGUGAAGCGUCUGCUGAGUACAGAUGCUGAAGCUGUCAGUGUCCGCUGGGAAGUCAUUGCUGAAGAUGAAACAAAGGAAGCAGACAACCAUGGUUCACUCACCGGCUUGGACAUCUCCUCUCCUGGGAUGUCUGGACACAAGCAGGGCCAUGGCUCAUCGGAACAUGAUGAGUUGCGGGAAAUAUUUAAUGACAUUAGCAGCAGCAGUGAAGAUGAAGAUGAGAGAGAUCAUCAUGAUGAUGAAGAUUUGAAUAUCAUGGACACAGAAGAAGACUUGGAGAGGCAACUGCAGGACAAACUGAAUGAAUCUGAUGGGCAGCAGCAGGAGAACGAGGGAACAAACCAGAUAGCCAUGGGGAUCCAAAAGCAGAUUGACAACCUGAAGGGUAAACUCCAGGAGACCCAGGAACGGAGAAAGCGCCAGGAAGAUCUCAUCAUGAAAGUAGAGAAUCUUGCCCUCAAGACCCGUCUCCAGGCUGUGCUAGAUGAAUUCAAACAGCAGGAAGACCGAGAGAAGCAGCAGCUCACCUCUCUGCAAGAACAACUGGAAUCCCUUAUGGAGAAGUGAGGAGGGCUUUUGAUCAGGGAAGAAGCUGUACCCGCCAAGCGGGCAUAGUGCUGAGCUGGAUGCUUAACCCAUGGGUUCUGGAGCCAUCCUUUGUGCUGAAGACCCAACGUUACUGGCACGACCUCACUGCCUAUAAGCCUACUCUUGUUAAUGUUGGCACUCUAUAUUCUCCUGGACAUUGUUUCUAGAGCUGCUGGCUGAUGUUCCUUGUGCUGGACAGUGUAGCCCAAACCAUUAACCUUUGAAGAAAAGGCACUAAUCUGGAGUUGGUCCUCUGAGAGCAGCAGAAACACAUGGGUAGUGGUUUAGUUGCACCGCUGGGGGAGAUAGUUCCUUGACUAGUUUGACCCAUCUUUCUCUAAGCAGAAAUCAUUCAUACCUUGGAACACGCCUUCAAAGGCACUUUGCUUCCCGACAGGCUAAUCCACAGCACUGUCGCUCUGGGUCACCUUAGCUCAUAGUGCCAGAAAGCUGUGCUGAGCAAAGGGCAGGAAUUAACUCCCCUAUGCACUGUGCAGACCUUAAGGAGCAGAGUCAGGUCAGGGCAUCACCUGGUUGUUGCUAUCAUCUGAGCCUGCAAACCAGCAUUCUUUGAGGGGGACAUCUGCUUCCUUAACAGACUUUGAUGGGUCUGCAGUGGUGGGAGUUUGUGCUCAUGCUUGGGGAAUAUCUGCUUGACCAAAAACUAGAAUGAAUAAAGUGUGUGUUUCCAA